GUAAAACGCCAUAAUUUGUGUUUUCGGGUUAUAUGUAAGUUUGUUUGUGUGAAUGUUUACUAGGUAUGCUGAAAUGUUUAGUUGCGGUUGAAGACCUAACUUUGAAACCAAAGUACUUAAACGAGAGUUUUGCUGUGGUUGCCAUGGCGACCCAGAGUUUCAUGCCAGACAUGCAGGCUCUGAGUGCAGUGCAGCAAAAUUCUCCUGUCCCAUCACAACAACAAUCCCCACAGACAAGUAUCAGUCAAUCUAAUCAGACCCAGUCUAAUCAGGCUACCCACAGUCAAACUCAAACAUUAGAUGUUAGAACCCAGACUGCUAGUUCAUCUCUUGCAGGAUCUGUUACACAAGGUAGUCAAACUCCUCAAAAGUCACAACAAACCAUCCAAGGUGUUUCUGUAUCCUCUGCUAUUGCAGCAGCACAAGUUGUUGUUGCAACUCAUUCUCCACCUAUUUCUCAAACACAACAACAGACAGCUGAGACUGUCGUUCAACCUUCUCAACCCACUGGACCUUCACAAUUUAUAGCUGUAGCAGUUUCAGAACAUGAGAAUCAAGCAGAGGGAAAUGUCACUUUACAAGCUAAUCAAACCGUGCAUCCUACUUAUGUUCAGUAUGUUGACAGUGCAGGAGAACCUAAUAUUUAUGGUGCAAACAAUGGGCAAAUGGCAGGCUACUCGGUAUACAGUGUGACAGAUGCAUCAGCAAUGUAUACUCCAGCAACUGCUGGUUAUUAUAGUGGGGGGAAUGGCACACCUGUUACUUAUUCUCAGUUGAUGGAUGAAAGUAGUGGUUAUAAAGUUCAAGGCCAAGUUAUAGAAGCAGAGGCUCAUCAUAAUUUAGCCCCUGUAUCUGCUGCUGUUACUUUAACUAAUAGAAUAUCUCCUGUUUCCGAAGAUCCUCGGAAAGUGACUGAAAUCAUAUCACCUUUCACCAGUGAUCAGUGUGUCAUUCAAACUUUACAUAGUCCUCAUGAUACUUCACAACUUCAGUUAACCUCUCAACAGAAUCAAACUCAGUCUCAGCCUACACAUCAUUCACAGCAUCAAAAUGUCCGCGACAUGGAUAUUAUACAUGUGCAGUGGCUAAUAGAUAAUUAUGAAACUGCAGAAGGAGUUAGUCUACCUAGAAGUACUUUGUACAAUCACUAUUUGAGACACUGCUCUGAGCACAAGUUAGAUCCAGUUAAUGCUGCUUCUUUUGGCAAGCUAAUUCGCUCUGUUUUUCUAGGCUUGAGAACCAGACGACUAGGGACAAGGGGAAACUCCAAGUAUCAUUAUUAUGGUAUAAGAGUUAAGCCAAACUCUCCUUUAAAUCAAAUAUCUGAAGACAACUCGGGUCUGAGGCAGCAGGCAUUAAAUCAAAUAAAAAAUCGCUUCAAAGCUAAUUUACCUGCAAAAUCUGAAAGCAAUGAUGGUAGCAGUACCCCCAGUACUCCUGGUGUAGCUAGUCAAACAGAAAGUACUCCAACACAACCUCCACCUGUCCCUCAGCAUCAGCAUCAGCAUCAACAGUAUCUGGGAGAUGCAUCAGCAGCCAUUCCAAACUUCAUCGAAAUUGAUACGUGUAACUUUCCCUUACCUGAAGGGAUCCAUAUAGACCAUCUUGAGGCAUUUAAAUUAUUGUAUAGAGAACACUGUGAAGCUUUCUUGGAUGCAGUUGUUAAUCUACAGUUUGCCAUGGUAGAGACAUUAUGGCAGUCAUUUUGGAGAACUCAUAACAGUAGUAUUGCAAGAAGGGAACAAGAGAAGCUUCUGAGCAAGAGUAAAUUUUACCAGCUAUGCAAGCAUGAACCUGUACUUCACUUCAUGCGUAAAUCAGAUUAUCAGUUUUAUCAGAAUUUGGUUGAUGUUCUUAUUCCAGAUGUUCUUCGCCCAAUACCAAGUUCUCUUACUCAGGCGAUUCGAAAUUUUGCAAAAUGUUUGGAAUCCUGGCUUUCAUCAGCAAUGGUUGGCUGUCCAGAAGAAGUUAUAAAAGUCAAAGUGAGUGCAGUAAGUGCCUUUGCCCAGACACUAAGACGUUACACGUCUUUAAACCACCUUGCCCAAGCUGCCCGAGCCGUCCUUCAGAAUUCUUCACAAAUCAGUCAGAUGAUGGCAGACUUAAAUCGAGUGGAUUUUCAUAAUGUGCAGGAGCAGGCUUCUUGGGUCUGCCAGUGUGAUGAAAGUACUGUUCAUCGUCUUGGACAAGAUUUUAAAAUGACAUUACAGCAGCAGAAUUCUCUUGGACAAUGGGCUCAGUGGUUAGAAGGAGUGGUUGAUUUAGUUCUCCAGCCAUAUGAGGGGAAAUCUGAUUUUCCUAAAGCAGCUCGACAGUUUCUUUUAAAAUGGUCAUUUUACAGCUCAAUGGUCAUCAGGGACCUUACACUACGAAGUGCUGCCAGCUUUGGUUCUUUUCAUUUGAUUCGUCUCCUAUAUGAUGAAUAUAUGUUCUACCUAAUAGAACAUAGAGUGGCAAAGGCCAUCAAUGAAACUCCUAUUGCUGUUAUGGGAGAAUUCAUUGGAUUAGGAGCAAAGAUGAAUUCCAUAAAUAGUGAUGUAGUGCUGAAUUCCAAAAACAUGUCCAUUUGUGGAACAAGUAAAAAUAUAAUUGAAAAUGGGUCCUUAAAUGAAUCCAACUGUAGUGUAUCUCAGGAUAUGUAUAGCAGUAAUGCUGCCAUGACAAAUGGACUAAAAGAGGCAGCUGCUUUGCAAGCCAGCCUUAUUGGUCAACCUCAAGUGCGAUUUAUGAGUUCGGUGUCGGAAACAGGAAAUGGAGAAAAUAUUUCUCAACACAGUAAGAAAUUGAAGGCAGUCUGAUAUUAUUUAAUGCAGAUGCGGUGAAAAAAUCUAUUGCCUAACUUAAAUUUAUUUCAAAUGAAAUUCCCAUAUAAGUCAUGAAAUGCAGAGAAAGCUCUGAUUUCAUCACCAUUAUAUAUAUAUCUGAUAUAUAUAUAUAUAUAUGUAUGUAUAAAAAUGUCCAUAUUUUUUUUUCAAGGGGCUAUGCAUUUACUGUAGUUUACUUUCAUGCUUAAAGCGUAGACAGAAUGUAGUUUAAUUUAAAAACUGAAGAUCAAAAUAUAUAUGGGACAGUUUGAAAGUAUUUGUUUGUUUUUAUUUGUGUGUAUAUAAAAUAUGGAAAAAAAUUGUGUCGGCAAAAAUUAUGCAUUGAUAGUCAUGAACUUAAAAACUGCCUGUUACUACUUUUUGUGUGCAGUUUUAAAUGUCAUUUUA
Stegodyphus dumicola is the source of this 3212-nucleotide messenger RNA. Its product is annotated as transcription factor RFX3-like. The record is from RefSeq and is a predicted model, not a curated record. Gene Ontology annotation, molecular function: DNA-binding transcription factor activity, RNA polymerase II-specific; RNA polymerase II cis-regulatory region sequence-specific DNA binding. Gene Ontology annotation, biological process: regulation of transcription by RNA polymerase II. Lineage: Eukaryota; Metazoa; Arthropoda; Arachnida; Araneae; Eresidae.